Messenger RNA from Austrofundulus limnaeus, 1953 nucleotides. RefSeq names its product myotubularin related protein 9 (gene mtmr9). Gene Ontology annotation, molecular function: protein phosphatase binding. The record is from RefSeq and is a predicted model, not a curated record. Gene Ontology annotation, biological process: phosphatidylinositol dephosphorylation; negative regulation of autophagy. Lineage: Eukaryota; Metazoa; Chordata; Actinopteri; Cyprinodontiformes; Rivulidae. Gene Ontology annotation, cellular component: cytoplasm.
CUUGUGUAAUUUGUUUCCACACGGCAUGUUUUGGUGAACGUACCAGUCGCGGUGCAAAGCCAAAUAAAAAAAUCAGGUCAACAUAAUGGAGUUUGCAGAGCUGAUAAAAACACCCAGGGUGGACGGGGUGGUCCUGCACCGACCCUUCAUGCCCACCGUGGAGGGAACUCUAUGUCUGACUGGUCAUCACCUGAUCCUGUCCUCCAGACAGGACAACACAGAGGAGCUGUGGCUGCUCCAUUCAAACAUAGACUCCAUAGAGAAGAGGUUUGUGGGAUCUCUGGGAAGCAUCAUAGUCAAAUGCAAAGACUUGAGGGUGAUCCAGCUCGACAUCCCUGGUAUGGAGGAAUGCCUCAACAUUGCCAGUUCUGUUGAGGCUCUGUCCACACUUGAUUCCAUCUCCCUGAUGUACCCGUUCUUCUACCGGCCCAUGUUUGAAGUCAAAGAGGAUGGAUGGAAUUCAUUUCUUCCACAGGACACCUUUAAAGACUUGGAGUCCAUGACAGAUGAGUGGAGACUGAGUGACGUCAACAAGGACUUCAACGUGUGUCCUUCUUACCCCCCUCUAGUGGCAGUGCCCAAACACAUCGACGACGACCUUCUGAAAAAAGUAGCCACCUUCCGUCAUGGUGGACGUUUUCCGGUGCUUAGCUACUACCACAAGAAGAACGGCAUGGUGAUGAUGCGAGCCGGGCAGCCGCUGACGGGCACGAACGGGCGACGCUGCAAGGAAGACGAGAAGUUGAUCAAUGCCACUCUGAGGCCGGGGAAACGGGGAUACAUAAUCGAUACGCGCGCCAUCAACGUCGCCCAGCAGGCCAAAGCUCGAGGAGGGGGGUUUGAGUCUGAGGGUAAUUAUCCCCAGUGGAGGAGGAUCCACAAAGCCAUUGAGAGGUAUAACGUCCUCCAGGAAAGUCUGAUUAAGCUUGUGGAGGCCUGUAACGAUCAGUCGCACAGCAUGGACCGCUGGUUGAGCAAGUUAGAGGCGUCCAGCUGGCAAACUCACAUCAAAGAGAUCCUCACCACUGCUUGCCUGGCUGCCCAGUGCAUCGACAGGGAGGGCGCCUCGGUGCUCGUUCACGGCACGGAAGGGACCGACUCCACCCUGCAGGUGACCUCUUUGGCUCAGAUCAUUCUCGAUCCAGGUUGCAGGACCAUCAAAGGCUUCCAGGGGCUGGUGGAGCGAGAGUGGCUCCAGAACCAGUCUGUGUCUCCGUGAAAAGACCGUGUCCCUUUGGUCAUGGGUCAAUCGGCCACAGGAGCUGGAGCGUCUGACCAACCCUCUUUACGAGGCCAACAGCCUUGUGAUCUGGCCCUCUGUGGCUCCUCAGAGUCUGCUGCUGUGGGAAGGAGUGUUCCUUCGCUGGAACCGUUCCUCCAAGUGUUUGGAUGAGGCUUAUGAUGAAAUGGUGCACAUUAUUGAAUACAACAAGGAACUUCAGACCAAAGUGAACAGCCUGCGCAGACAGUUGGCCCAGCUGGAAACUGAAGACCCCCUGCUACAAACGCCAUAGAUGGAAAAGAAAGACGCCGAGAGCUUGUCGAGCAGUUGGUAAACAGUACCCCAGGAGGCCCACCGGAGACAUUUCCCACUGCUGUGACGAAGCAAUCAUCUGACGAGGUGCCUGAAGAAUAAAUAACCAGAGAUCAGCUGCUUCACAGCCGUGUAACAGCAUGUUGACAGUUCUGAAGCUCCGCCUUCGCUCGCUUCCCCACCGAGGACGUGUAACUGUUCUCAUACUGUACAUGACUGAUCACGUACACAACAAAUCUGUGGUCCGGAAGGGGAAAUCAUCUUCCUAGAAAUGAGUGGAGUUUUAGGGUUAUUGAAGUUCAUCCAAGUAAAAUAGGGAAAAAAACUGCUUUUAUACUGACACUCGCUUUUUAUGAACUUUAUUUCCAAUUAAAGGGUUAAAGAAUUCAAAGAUCUCAGCUACAUGACUAAAUCAUUUA